Messenger RNA from Paramormyrops kingsleyae, 1126 nucleotides. RefSeq names its product vesicle-trafficking protein SEC22b-B-like. NCBI's taxonomy places the organism in Eukaryota, Metazoa, Chordata, Actinopteri, Osteoglossiformes, Mormyridae. Gene Ontology annotation, molecular function: SNAP receptor activity. The record is from RefSeq and is a predicted model, not a curated record. Gene Ontology annotation, biological process: retrograde vesicle-mediated transport, Golgi to endoplasmic reticulum; endoplasmic reticulum to Golgi vesicle-mediated transport.
AACUAUUCGAUGUGGCUGGUGGGUAGUAGGGACGCGAUAGUGAGUGGCAAUUCCGGCCAGCUCAGCGCCUUCACGCUGUCAAUCCGGCAGUAUAGCUGGAUUUGCUGGCUCCAUACGGCCCGGCUGUGUGUGCGCUGUCCCUUUGGAAUCAGAACACAGUCCAGAAUGGUUCUGCUGACUAUGAUUGCCCGGGUGGCGGAUGGGCUGCUCCUUGCUGCCUCGAUGCAAGAAGAUGAACAGUCGGGUCGGGACCUGCAGCAGUAUCAGAGUCAGGCCAAACUGCUCUUCCGCAAGCUGAACGAGCACAGCCCUAACCGCUGUACGCUGGAGGCCGGAUCCGUGGUAUUCCACUAUGUGAUCGAGCAGGGUGUGUGCUACCUGGCACUGUGCGAAGUAGGAUUCUCCAAGAAGCUGGCCUUUGCCUACCUGGAAGAUCUUCAGACAGAGUUUCACGAGCGGCACGGGAAGAAGGUCCCCACGGUCUCCCGGCCGUACUCCUUCAUCGAAUUUGACACAUACAUCCAGAAGACAAAGAAGUCGUACAUUGACAACAGGGCGCGCAGGAACCUGGGCAACAUCAACACAGAACUGCAGGAUGUACAGCGGAUCAUGGUGGCUAACAUAGAAGAGGUGCUUCAACGUGGAGAGGCCCUGUCUGGUAAUGAAACAUCCCAGCCGCCUCUAUCCUCUGGAUUCCAAAGCCAGCAACCUGUCCAACCUGUCCAAGAAGUACCGCAGUGACGCCAAGUACCUGAACACGCGGUCCACGUAUGCCAAGCUGGCCGCCGGCGCCGUGGUCUUCAUCACCCUCAUCAUUUACGUGCGCUUUUGGUGGCUGUAAGCGCUCCGCUCACGCUUCUGGAAGAAUCUUCUGCUGUACAUCAGACUGAUGUAAUUGGCUGUAUUAUAGGAAUGUUUUUCUACUAACAGCUUACUCAGAGGUCCCUGUAAGUGUUGGCCUACCUGAAUAUGUGCAAAUUUGUUUUUUGUUUUUUUCCCCUCUUUGGGGGGGGGGUGUGUUCUUAUGUAAACAUCAGUCUUUGAGAAGCAGAAUAAUUUACUUAAGUACAUUCCACAUUGUACAGUUGGCUGAAACUACCAGACAGACCAGUCCUUCUAAUGUAAU